GUUGUACUAAAUACACGCUAUCGAUAUUUAAAAAAAGUUAUUAUUAAAAAUUUUUUCGUUAGUUAUUUUAAAUUUCAGGUAGAUCAAUUUGAAUUUUAAUCAAUAAACGAACGUAGAAAAGAAAAAAAGAAAAAAAAAAAAAAGAAAAAAGAAAUUGAAUAAUAAGUGUCUACAAUAUCGAUGAUUAUGGACGAAGAAGAUGGUCGUGUGUUGCUCUUGGUGUGAAAUUGUUACAAAUUUCUACACGAGUAUCGAUGAAAGGAAAAACGAGAUUUAAGUUACGUGUGAGAAACCAAAUAUGAAUUGACCAAUCGGACAAUUAAUAAUGGGAUGUUUGUAGCGUUUAGCAUUGUACUACGUCACACAAAAAAAAUUACAGUCAAGGAAUCUACUAGAUCAUGUUCACUGGCUGUUUCCUUCUCAAUAUAUUGAAAAGCUUGACUGAAAAUUUACAGUAUAGGAAUUUUAUUGGAUUAUUAUUUUAAUUUAAAGGUUUUUUAAAUAUUAAGUCUGUGUUUGAAGUUUCACAGAAUAGUUUAUUUUAACUUAUAAAGAAGAAAAAAAUGGAUGAAUCUUUUCUGAAUGAUUUGUUAGAAUGUUCAGUAUGCCUUGAACAGUUAGACAGCAGUAGUAAAGUGCUACCCUGUCAGCAUACAUUUUGCAAACGUUGUUUAGAAGAAAUUGUGAAUUCUCAUAAAGAACUCCGUUGUCCAGAAUGCCGAGUGUUAGUUGAAACAAAUGUGGAUGAUUUACCGUGCAAUAUACUUUUAAUAAGGUUGCUGGAAGGAAUAAAAAAUAAUCCUCGCCUUCGAAAUGCAAAUUUUAGUGGUAGUGAAUUACCUAAGAGAAGACAAGAUCUACCUCGAAAUUCUCAAAUUUUACCACCAGUAUUACAUCCGCCAAUAACAAGGCCACUGAUAUCUACUGUAGCUGGAGAAGGAAGAACAAUGCCAAAACAGCCAUUUGAUUUCAAUGCUCAGAGAUUAAAUUUUUUUCAACGAUCCUGUACUAUAAGAGAUCUUUCCUUUAACAAAGGAGAUAUUAUAAUAUUGAAAAAAAGAAUAGAUCAAAAUUGGUACCAAGGAGAAUUAAAUGGUAAAGGAGGUUUUAUGCCAGCAAGUUACAUCCAAGUGAUGGUCCCUCUCCCCCCACAUCUUCCACAGUGCAAAGCACUAUAUGAUUUUUGUAUUACAGACAGUGAAGAAAAAGACUGUCUUUCUUUUUCUAAAGGAGAUAUAAUCACAGUAAUACGAAGAGUGGAUGAUAAUUGGGUUGAAGGUAAACUGGGAGAAAGAAUUGGAAUUUAUCCUAUUUCUUUUGUUGAGAUGAAUGCAUCAGCUAGAGCAUUAAUGAAGUUAUCUUCUAAUGUUCAAGGUGGACCUUCUAAAGUGGCUCCUCCAACUCCAACUACAGAUUCACAAAUUACUCAGCCAACCACAACUGGUAAGUAUACUAAAAUUUACAAACUUUUAAGUGUUCAAGGUGGACCUUCUAAAGUGGCUCCUCCAACUCCAACUACAGAUUCACAAAUUACUCAGCCAACCACAACUGGUUCAAUAACUGUUCCGAUUUCAAAUGAUUCUUUAUCAAGUACUACAACUAGUCCGUCUCCAGCCUCUUCAUCAACCAGUCCAAGUCCAUCGUCAUCGUCAUCUUCGUCGUCAUCAUCAUCAUCAUCAUUUCCUUCUGCCGUUCCAAUUACAACUCAAGUGACUGCAGUGAUAUCAAGUCCACAAUCUACAGUAACCAGUCAUGCAGUAUCUUCUGUAUGCCAUACAUUUGUAAGAGAUACACUCCAACAAACUAAACAAUGUAGAGAAAAGAGACAUUCAUUCAGUGCACUUUCGGUUCCUCAGAGAUCUCCACAAAUGCCUGGAGUUCAUCGCCAUUCUAUGGAAAUUCUCAGUGGUGUAGAUGUCAAUACUCCACCUGUAUCUCUUUCUUCAUUGUUAUCAAACCAGACACCUUGUUCCACAGGAAAUUCAACUACUCCAUCUCCUACUCAAAGAGGCGAAUCAAGUGGAACACAAAUAGUACGCCGUCACAGUAGUAGAAAAGAGAAAGACACUCCACAAGGAAAUAAUGUGGAACAGUGCACAACUGUUGCUAGCAAUAGUGUAACACAAACUACUAGUCAUGCUGCAAUUCCAGUUUUCUACACAGCUCUUUAUAAUUAUAGGCCACAGAAAGAAGAUGAAUUAGAAUUGAAGAAAGGAGAUUUGUAUACUGUCAGUGAAAAAUGUCAAGAUGGUUGGUUUAAAGGAACCUCACUGCGUACAAAAUGUAGUGGUGUCUUUCCUGGAAAUUAUGUACAUGUAACAAAAUCGCCAGUACUUCAACCUCAAUAUCAAGUUACUUCUGUUAGUGGUGUUCGAUCUACAAUUUCUAAGCCUGCAAAUCUUGGACCGCCACAACAGAUAAUGGUGUCGACACCAUCCCAUCCAAAACCAUCUUCUGGCAUCAAUACAGUUCAACUGCAAACAGGACUUAAACAAAUUGUAGGAAUUAAUAAUGUGAGCACUUGCAUCUCGGGUCAUCAGCUAAGCAGUUCUCCCUCUAUUUAUGCUCAUACUAAGUCUGUAAAUACACAGGAUGGGUGGAGUGCAGCUUUAGUGGGUACUUUUGAUUGGUCUGGUUUAUCUGUUCCCAUAUCAUCAACUCAGAAGUCAUCUAGAUCUCAACCUCUUUCAAAUACUUCUUCUCCAAUAAAUCAGCGAUCACAAGCAUCUCCAAAAUUGAAUUCAAAUGUUUGUUCUCAAGGAAGAUUAGUCUCUGAUGGAAAUUGGUCUACUAACUGGCAAAACAUAAAUGUAUCACUUACUUCAGAAGGAGAAUUACAGCCGUCUGUUCUUCCUACAAUGGCAGCAUCAUAUCCAGCUCCGGGAAGUAAUUCAAAAGUUACAACUCAAUCAGUGACAUCAAUAAGCAAUAAUAGUAAUAUUACUCAAUCUUGGCAUGGGGGUCCUUCCUUAAGAAGUGGUUCUAUAUUGUCUACUACCAUAGCACUAACACCUCCCAAUGUAUCUGUUGGAAACACUACUUCAUCCAUUUCUGUUACACCUUCUGGUUCUGGAAUACAAUUUAAAAAUGAGAAACACAAAGAAAGAAAAGAGAAAGAAAAGGUUAGCUUAAUGAAGCGUCUUACAAGCAAACGGAAAUCUAAAUCACCUCCACCAUCAAAUUAUUCUUGUGACAAUCCAUCAUUUGUUGAUAGCAUAGCCACAAAUGAUUCAUUAACUGCCAUUCAUGUCAGGUCAGGGUCAUGUCCCAGUGAAGCUCUCAUAGGUCCAUCAACUAAUCAAAAGAAAGUGGAUAAUGUGUCUGAAAUUUCAAAAUCUUCUAGAUUGCGACAACCUUUACCGUUAGUUAGGGAAAGAUUCCGUUGCAUUGUGCCUUAUCCACCAAAUAGUGAAUAUGAAUUGGAGCUUAAAGUAGGAGACGUAGUUUACGUUCACAAGAAGCGAGAAGACGGAUGGUAUAAAGGCACAUUGCAGCGUACUGGAAAGACUGGAUUGUUCCCAGCAAGUUUCGUGGAGGAGUUUUGACAACUAAGAAUAUCAGUAGCUUGUGAAAAUAAUUAUGAUGGCAAGAAUAGGCAUCACCAUCAUCAUUAACAAUUCACUCAACAACUCUCUAAUUUUGUUUUUAUUCAAAAUAGGAAACAUAUCAUAACUGAAGUAAGGUAACUGAGUCAUCAGAGGUUGUAAAGCUGGAAAUGUCACAAAUUCCAAAGCAUUCCAGCUAUUUUCACGAUUGCAAAAAUGCAAUAUUGAAAGCCCAGCUGAAAAUUAAAGGCAAUGCACUGAAGCACACAAAUAAUUUCAAAAUUUUUUUGUAAGCUAAGUACAUUUUUCAAAGUUUAAAUGCAUUUUUUUUCUAUUAAAUCAUUUAGAUUUUGUUUUGCAGAAUUCCAUGUAAUAUCAUCUCUAAUGAGAAAUAUCUAUGCAUCCAAAUUUGAUUUUAAAAGAUGUAUCUAUCAUAUUUAGCUAUAAAAAAUGCUCGUUUUGGUGUUUUAUUUUAUUAAACACCAUAAUUUUUUCUGUACAGACAAGAUUGGCUCGCUCGAUAUAAAUAAAAUAUUAUAUAAAGGCGAGUAAUGGCUGGUGCCUUGUUGACCAUUGCUAAUAGUCCCCGUGGGACUCGCAGUGCAUGUACAUAAUAAUGUUUGCAGGUUGUGGCUGCUGUAUAAAACAGACACCAUCAUAGAUCAGCUUUACUUUUUAAGGUAUUUGAGAUUAUUAUAAAUCAGUAUUUUAAUGAAUGUAUUAGAUAUGUGAAUAUAUGAUCAAGUGAGUUUAUUCUUAAAAAUUCCAGAUUUGCAGUUAGUCAUUUCAUUCCAAGCGGUAAUCAGAUCGUAGAUUUGAUUACCAUACAUUUUUAAAUCUGGACUGAUUUUUUCAUGAUAUCUCUGUAAAUAUCUCAUCAAUCAAUGUACAAUAUAAAUUAACAAGAAUAUAUUGGUUUUAUUAUUUUACAUUAUUGAAUUUUUUUUUUAUCAAUAAAGAAUAACAUAUAAUGAUUACAAAGUUUAGAUUUUACACAACAUCUAAUUUAAUUGUAUUUUGUUAUAAAUUAUAUAUAUAUAAUGAGCAGAAGUUCUCAAUCAAAUCAUUUAUUUCAUUUUUUGACAAUAAAUAUGCAAAUUGACACUAAACAUUGCAGCUUAUGUCAUUUUAUUUCUUUUUGAUAAUAAUUUAAUUGUUAAUAAUUGCAAGAUUAUUCCUAAUUUUAUUCUGUUCAGUUUUCUGAAUUUUGCCAGAAGUACUUAUUACUUGUAUAUAUCAUUGUGAAAAUAUAAUCUGUUUACUGUAAUCUUAGACUUUCAAAGUAAAUAAUAUAGUUAAAAGUUUAUUUUGUUAUACUUCUUUAUACUGUUUAAUGGACAAGUCAAUUAGUCUAUACACUGAUUUUACAACAGAAAACAAGAAAAACUGCACAUCAUAAGAUAGCAUUAUUAUUUCUGAGUGAUAGGGUUUUCCAUAAACAGAUAAUUAAUAAACGAGAAAACAAUAAUUGAACGUUCCUUGUUAAAAUUAUUGGCUAAGCUUGUAAGCAUUUCUGCUUUUCCAAUUCUUCCCACCUUUAUUUCUGAUAAAUGUAACAAAAAUAAUAUGUCCAGAAUUUAUCAUCCUCCAUUUUAUAUAUUGCCCACACUACCAAUUAUUAAAAAAUGAAGCUAUUGUAUUGGAUUAGUUAAUGCUAGAUUUCUUUAUUUACAAUCUUGUACAAGAUAUUUCUUAUUCUUAGUUUAAUCAGAUAAAAGAUUCUAAGGAAUUUCUAAUUUUUGAUUGAGCAUGAGUAAAAAAUAUCUUCUAUGAGACUGUCAGAAAGUUGUAAGUUUAUUAAUUCCCCCAAUGAAGUUUUUCUAUUGACAUUUCCUUCCUUAUCCAUUUAUUCUAACCAGUCUUACAUUUGUAUAUUGGAUAUGAGAGUCACAUAUAUUUGUUGUGGGGACAUAGAUUUUAACAUAACCAUGUAAGUGAAACGUAUACGUGAUUAGCAAGAAUAUUUAAGUUUCCAAUACACAGUAUAUUCAUAAUGAACGACUGAUCUGCCAUACUUAAAACAAGUCUAAAAUGAUUUAAUAUUGAUAUGUUCAUAUUAGAAGUUUUGAAAUCCAUUUUGUUUAUUUCUUUGGAAUAAUAUUUUGCUUCAAUCAAAAUAAAUUAAGAUUUAUUUAAUUAUAUUUUUAUAUCUAAAAAACAUUUCAUAUUAAUGAUCUAAGGUUAUGUAAAACAGAUUGUAUUUUGCCAUUCAAGGUGCUAUGAUUGAUGUCAACUAUGAUAUAAUUUUUUUAUCCUCUGGAGUGAUGU
Messenger RNA from Centruroides sculpturatus (bark scorpion), 5813 nucleotides. RefSeq names its product E3 ubiquitin-protein ligase SH3RF1-like. Bases 564 to 3545 code for a protein of 993 amino acids. NCBI's taxonomy places the organism in Eukaryota, Metazoa, Arthropoda, Arachnida, Scorpiones, Buthidae. The record is from RefSeq and is a predicted model, not a curated record. Gene Ontology annotation, molecular function: protein binding; metal ion binding. The transcript is spliced from 18 exons.